UUUAAAGUUAGUAAUACAAAAAUAAAUAUUAACACAACGAUGAAUAUAAAGUAUAUUGUUUUAUUGUGUCUAACAUUUUAUACUUCAACAGUUAACUCCAUCGAGGAAGUGGAAAUUAAAGAUCUAUGGAACCAAAUAAGAACUCCCGGAAACAUGUAUAUAGUCUACGAAAACUUCCUUAUACAUUAUAAGCGUCUUGAAGACCCAGAAAAAGCUCAAUUUCUUGCCAUUACAAACGAAUUCGGAAUCCAAUGUAAAGAAUGUGAAGUGACCAGCAUGAAUUAUGGCCAAUUUAAGGAGGCCGCUUUAGAGGGCCUCAUACCAAUAUGUCAAAUAUAUAUGAUGCGUGAUCUGUUUAACGAAAUUGCCAAACAGAAACCCUACAUCACUUAUUGCGACUUAUUGGACUUCUAUGGAUUUCCUAAAUUUAGUGAAUGGAUUAUUAACGAGAUACUCUUCGAAGUGGCCAGAUUCGGAGAGUCGGAGGCAUAUUUGAAUUUAUCUUUCGAUGGCUAUAAGAAAGUCGUGAACAUUGGUUAUCUUGUGGGUCCUGAUGCAAAAGCGAUUGAAAAGGCUGAAGCUGCUGCCAAAGAGGAGCUACAACCUGAUGAUAAACAAAACAAAAUAGAAAUUUUAGUCGUAAAGUAGUUAGAAUAUAGUAGUUAAAUAAAAUAAUAUUAAACGAAAUCAUUUUAAUUAUAAUAAUACUCCUUCAUAAU
Molecule: messenger RNA, 719 nt
Organism: Adelges cooleyi (spruce gall adelgid)
Lineage: Eukaryota; Metazoa; Arthropoda; Insecta; Hemiptera; Adelgidae
Exons: 5
Coding region: 40-648 (202 amino acids)
Source: RefSeq, a predicted model, not a curated record